Molecule: messenger RNA, 1038 nt
Organism: Sphenostylis stenocarpa
Lineage: Eukaryota; Viridiplantae; Streptophyta; Magnoliopsida; Fabales; Fabaceae
Source: the annotation of a GenBank genome assembly
AUGAGCUCGAGCAAUUUGACCGGGUUUGUGUUGGCCGUGGUUUCCAGCGCUUUCAUUGGCUCCAGCUUCAUCAUCAAGAAAAAGGGUCUCCAACUCGCAAGUGUCAAUGGCCCACGUGCAAGCGUUGGUGGCUAUGGUUACUUGCUUCAACCCCUCUGGUGGGUCGGGAUGAUUACCAUGAUUGUUGGAGAGAUAGCUAAUUUUGUGGCGUACAUUUAUGCCCCUGCUGUGCUUGUUACUCCUCUCGGUGCUUUGAGUAUAAUUGUAAGUGCCGUUUUAGCUCAUUUUCUCUUGAAGGAGAAGCUCCAGAAAAUGGACGUGUUGGGUUGUCUUCUAUGCAUUGUGGGAUCCACUGUUGUUGUGCUCCAUGCGCCUGAAGAGAAGACUCUUAAUUCUGUGCAAGAAAUAUGGGAAUUGGCCAUUCAACCUGCAUUCCUCUCGUAUACAGCCUCUGCCAUUGCAGUGACAUUGUUCUUGGUUUUGUAUUGUGCUCCCCGUUAUGGCCAGACUAAUAUUUUUGUUUAUAUUGGAAUAUGCUCGAUAGUUGGGUCCUUGACUGUCAUGAGUGUAAAAGCAAUUGGCAUUGCCAUAAAACUUACAAUAGAAGGCUCAAACCAGGCUUUCUACUUUCAGACAUGGAUUUUUACAAUGGUUCUUGUCACCUGCGUCAUUGUCCAACUAAAUUACCUUAAUAUGGCAUUGGAUAAUUUUAACACAGCAGUUGUUUCUCCAAUCUAUUAUGCAUUGUUCACAGCUUUUACAAUAUUAGCCAGUGCAAUUAUGUUUAAGGACUAUUCUGGUCAAAGUAUAAGCAGCAUUGUGUCAGAGCUAUGUGGUUUAAUCACCAUUUUAUCAGGAACGACUUUAUUGCACAGUACAAAAGAGCCAGAUUCUCCAAUCAUUACAGAUUUAUAUACACCUUUGUCUCCAAAAGUGUCAUGGUACAUCCAAGGCAAUGGGGAACCUUGGAAACCGAAGGAGGAGGAUGUGCCACCCUUUAAUUUGAUCACAAUUGUACGGCAAGACCAUUUCAAGUGA